This is a messenger RNA of Mytilus californianus (California mussel), 2073 nucleotides long. Its product is annotated as proton channel OtopLc-like. The record is from RefSeq and is a predicted model, not a curated record. NCBI's taxonomy places the organism in Eukaryota, Metazoa, Mollusca, Bivalvia, Mytilida, Mytilidae. The transcript has 6 exons. Gene Ontology annotation, cellular component: membrane. Bases 123 to 1619 code for a protein of 498 amino acids. Gene Ontology annotation, biological process: proton transmembrane transport. Gene Ontology annotation, molecular function: proton channel activity.
UUCUUGUUGUGAUUGGCUCUGUCGUUCCUAUCGCAGAAACAUUUGUUCAUUCUGUCAGACAUAUCGCCUUUGAGGUAUUUUACAUAUAUCUGUAUGCAGUCAGUAUCUGUUUUAUUAUUUACAUGUACAUGUUCCUUCUACAUGAUUCUCCCGUAGCAGUUGGCAAUCUCAAAAGAAGCUUGAGCGAGCGAGGCAGAAAACGUCUGGGACCAUCACCGCAAGAUGUUGAAAAUUUCCUCCCGGAUACAUGGAGUCAGACCUCACGUAGUAAACGACGAAAAAUUACUUUCAAUAACACAAUGAAACAAAGUGCUGCAAGCUUUUAUCUGCGACUUGGUGCAGUGGUGUUUGGAAUAGGUUGUAUGAUAUUAGAGGGUCUAUACAUUGGACAGCUUCUCGAGAUUUCACAUUCUAACGAUCCAUGUGCCGCCUUAAGUAUGAUUAUUAGACCUGUCCUGAAACCAUGCUUUACGUUUUCUCAAUUGUUCUUCAUUUUCAGAAAUUCAAAGAUGGUUGUAUAUAAAGGUCGAUCAAUCGCAAGAUUCGGCUUUAUGCACAUGGCUGCGACAAACAUAUGUAGCUGGUUCAGAUCUAUUGUAAUGGAAACAUUACAGUCGUUUGCAGAAACAAUCGCAGAGCAGAGACUGCAAAAGAUGAAGCUUGAUCAAGAAUCAAGCAACAUAUCCCAUGUAAGCCACCACGCUGUUCAUAUUAGACUUCCGCUUACUGAGUUUUCCUGUCGCUAUAGUAACAUGAUAGGAGGGAUGUUAAUGGAUUUCAGCCAUUAUCUUUAUCCAUUCUGCAUAGAAUAUAGUGUAAUUUGUGCAGGAAUUUUAUAUGUAAUGUGGAAAAACAUAGGAGUGAGAGAGAAACUGGUUAUUAGGGAAUCAGAAGACAAAGAAGAAAACCGACAGAGACAUAAAAUGAGCGUGGAUUGUUCGGGGUCCAGUAGAGGACUUUUUCUAGGAAUAUUUGUGUUUGUUGGCAUGGUUUGCAGCAUGAUCGUGUUCUACGUCAUCAGUAAACAUGACCCAGAUGCAAAACACACCGCCAUUAUUGUACAUACCACAGAAAUCAUAAUUUUGUCUUUGGCAAUGGCGGCUAUUAUUGGUGCGGCAGUGAGCAUGCGUGAUCUUCGUUUUAUUUGGAAGACAAAAGACAUGCUUGAGGAGACACUAAUUCUAGUAUCAAUGACGGGACUGUACAUGUUUUCAAUGUUUAGUUUAAUCGCAGCGUUCUUUUACAAAGAUACAACUAAAGGUGUUUUAAUGAUUAUCGUUCACAUCUUGAUGAUAUGUGUAGCAACUGCGCAAACUAUAUUUAUGAUUUUUGGAUUACGAUUGUCAGCGAAAAAUGUGAAUCAUGUCAAAUCAAAACCAGGAAGAGAAUUUGUUACAUUCUUAUUGUUGUGUAACUUUUCAUUGUGGUUUAUUGCGACGUUUGAAAUUCAAAAAUCAGGACAUAAUCCUCAGCAACUGGAGUUUUAUGGCGCGAAAGCAUGGACUAUUUUUACACAUAUCUCCGUACCACUAGGAAUAUUUUAUUUCUUUCAUUCUACUGUUUGCUUAUCGCACAUUUGGAAACAUGCUUGGAAGUUCAAGAAAUUCAGCAAAAUAUGAAAUUACCGAAUAUAGCCAAGAUAGUUAUUGAUCUACACAUCUAUAUAAAAUCACGUUUAUAAAAAGCUAGACAUUAGUUUUAAGAGCAUUUUACAUUAUUUUUUUCUAUAGUGUACCGUAUAAUGCUAGGGUGCCGCGCGUGUAUGAUAUAGCUUUCAGUAGACUAUAAUAUACCAACUUCUUGUAUAUAAAAUCGUCAUUGUAUAUUAUAAUUUCAUGUCAUUUUAAGAAUAAUAACCAUAUGAAACUUUAAGGUGCAAUGUGAACUAUUCACAAUUGACCAAAUAUCAUAGAUGAAACCGACUACACCAUACGAUCUUUAACAAUUAUCAAAACUUAAACUUUAUAGUAAGCUGUAAACGACACCGACAUGACAAAAUGCUAAUCAAUUCAAACGAGAAAACAAACGGCCUGAUUUAAGUACAAAACAAUACGAAUUCGAAAAAUGAAAGAC